AUGACAGGCAUGCUUACGUGCCAACCCACUCGCGAACUAUUCUGGGCACAGACUAUCCUGAGCUCAGUAUACUCAUUUACAAACCGUCCUGGUCCUUUGGUCACGCCAUCCUUGUCCGAGGGCUUAAUAUUAACACACCUUAGUGUUGAGAUCUGCGUUGAGAUCUAA
Molecule: messenger RNA, 168 nt
Organism: Plasmopara halstedii
Lineage: Eukaryota; Oomycota; Peronosporomycetes; Peronosporales; Peronosporaceae
Exons: 2
Coding region: 1-168 (55 amino acids)
Source: RefSeq, a predicted model, not a curated record